AAAGAUAAUUAGAUUAUUAAAGAAUUUAAACAGUAAUAAUAAGAAAUAAUAAUUAUUAUACAAGAAACAAUAAUGAACGAAUUUAACUGUUCUUAUGAACAUUUAAAGUUUGACGAGGCCUGUGUAAACGUGAUUUUGGAUAAUAACAAUUAUAAUAUGUGGCUUUAUUCACUUUCUACGGAUUGUGUAUCGUGUCCAUAUAAGCGAAUAGCACGGAUCUCGACUAACGACAAUUCUAGUUUGAAAUUUAGUACGGUCAAAACAGUAAAAUGGAGAGUGUUGAAGAAUAAUGGCAAUAAUGAAUAUAUAUCUGCCAAAAAUACAAGCGAUAUCUUUUGCGAACUAUCACCGAAUCUAGGACAAUACGGUUUAUACGAGUUGACAGUGCAAAACGACACCUGCAGUUGUAAAACAUUGAGAAAACCAACAUAUCCAUACUCAGAAUUGUUUAUAAUUUUGGGGAUAAUUAUAUUUAUCUUAUCUGCCAUAUCUAUUGGAAGAUCUUUAUGGUAUAAAUUUACAAAACAAUAUGUAACAAAAACAGAGGAAGAAAGGACGCCAAAUAACAAUGAAAAAGCGACAAAACAUCGACGCGUAAAGGCUAUCGACACUUUCAGGGGAGUCUGCACACUUUUUAUGAUUUUUGUUAAUGAUGGCUCCGGUAGUUAUACCACAUUGGGGCAUGCGACUUGGAAUGGAAUGUUAUUAGGAGAUUUAGUAUUUCCUUGUUUUAUGUGGAUUAUGGGAGUUUGCGUCCCUAUAGCUUUGUCGGCGCAAUUAAAACGUGGACUCUCGAAACUUGAAAUCAGCUUUUCCAUUUUCAAGAGAAGUUUUCUUCUAUUUUUGAUAGGUAUUGCAUUAAACACGUUAGGAACAAAUGCACAAUUAGAAAACAUACGCAUAUUCGGAGUUCUUCAACGAUUCGGAAUUACUUAUUUAAUUGUUAGUUUGCUCUAUCUUUGCUUUACACCUCAACAGCCAAAAGUUGCUCAGAACUUAUCACAAACUUGGAUGACGCAUAAGAUGCAGGACAUAUUAAGUCUUUUGCCACACUGGUGCAUAAUGCUGACUCUAGUAAUGGUGCAUUGUGCUGUAACGUUUUGUCUACCAAUUCCUGGAUGCCCUACCGGAUAUCUUGGACCAGGCGGAAGGCACGAAGAUGGCAAAUAUUUUAAUUGUACCGGGGGUGCGACUGGAUAUAUCGAUAGAAUUUUAUUGACUUUAAGUCAUAUUUAUCAAUGGCCAACUAUCGAUUCUAUUUACGGAUCCGGGCCUUUCGAUCCUGAAGGGAUUUUAGGAUGCCUUACAUCAAUAUUUCAAGUAUUUUUAGGUGUACACACUGGUGUAAUUCUAAUGAUGUAUAAAGGUUGGAAAGAACGUAUUAUCCGGUGGCUUGUAUGGGCAGUAUUUUAUGGUUGUUUGGGUUGCAUCUUUCAUUUCACUAAUAUUAUACCCAUCAACAAAAACUUGUGGUCGUUGUCAUUCGUACUUGUUUCAACUUGUUUUGCUCUGGCUUUUCUUUCUGGAUGUUAUUUGCUAAUUGAUGUUGUCAGAAUCUGGCGAGGUGGCCCUUUCAGAAUACCCGGAAUGAAUGCACUGAUGCUAUUUGUGGGUCAUAAUAUAUGUUAUCAAAUCUUUCCAUUCCAUUGGAAGAUUGGUACGAUGGACAAUCGUGCUUUACGUUUAAUUGAAUCGAUUUGGGUUGUAACUCUCUGGACGAUUAUAGCAUACGUUAUGCACCGUAAGCGAAUUUACGUUACUCUUUAAGUUCUUAACAUUACGGAUAUGUAUAUAUAAUGUUUAGCAUUAUAUUAUUGUACUAUCAAAUUUUUUCAAUUCACUAUACUAAACUUUCAAUUCACAAAUAGUAAUAGACAAUUAUAUAAGAAACAAAUUAU
This is a messenger RNA of Camponotus floridanus (Florida carpenter ant), 1898 nucleotides long. RefSeq names its product heparan-alpha-glucosaminide N-acetyltransferase-like. The record is from RefSeq and is a predicted model, not a curated record. NCBI's taxonomy places the organism in Eukaryota, Metazoa, Arthropoda, Insecta, Hymenoptera, Formicidae. The coding region runs from base 73 to 1767 and encodes 564 amino acids. The transcript is spliced from 11 exons.